AUGCCGCCAAGAAAAGCAAGUGGCUCGCGUCAGCGAACAGGGCAGAACGCGUUGCCCAUACCGACCAUAUAUCCCGAUUUGAUAGAUGGGAAGGGGAUGAAUGAAGAUCAGUGGCAAGGAUGUAAGGAGAUGCUGGAGACUGUCUACAAGGCCAAAGACGGGAGCCGGAAGAUGAGUGACAUCUUUCGCGAAUUACCCGACCGAGACGAGUACGAAGAUUACUAUCAAGCGAUACCAGAACCAGAAUGUCUAGAUAACAUAUCGACGCAACUUGGCCAACAAACAUACGCAAAUCCAGAAGCGUUUUACAAGCAGUUGCAUCUGGUUUUCUUAAACGCUAAACAUUAUAACGAGGACGAGUCUCUGCUUUGGGCUGACGCAAAGCAAUUAGAGGAAUUAAUCCUUAGCGAGUGGAAAACACGGGCUCAAGCUGGUAUAUUCAGUAGCGUCGAUCCUUAUCAUAAGUCAGUCAAACCCAUUCGUAAGAAGAGAGGGCCGUCUUCCAUGCCGAGCAAAUCAUCCACACCCCUUCCCGAGAUCAAAACAGCACCCAGUCCUGUGCCUGAAAUCACGCCAUUGCCCCCGGCACCUGAACCCGAGCUCCCUCCAAUUUCUGAAAUGACGAUUGCUGCACCUUCCCCUACUCCUAUUUCAGCGCCUACUCCUACUGUUCGAGCAACCAUCACUAUACCGUCGUCUGUUGCACGAAACCUUCAAGGACCCACUCAACCCGCUUCCCCAACACCUUCAGAAAGAGGAAGGCAGUCACAAGCCGAAAAGGAUAGAAAGAUCACAGCGGCUCUUGAUGCGACGCUGCCAAGAUGGUCAGGACCAUCAGCAACCUUACCUGGAGAUCCUCCAGGUGGACUUUCUGGAUGUGGCUGGUUCGGAGAAGGAGCUCCAGAUUAUGAGAGGAGUGCAGGGGGACCUGCUAUGUGGCCACAUCGUAUACGUGCAGUUGCAGGUGCUGUUGCAGGGUAUAAAGAUGUCAAUGGAACAAGGCUUUCUGAGGUUUUAGACAUCCUCCCCGCCAUGGCAGAUAUUCCAUACCUAUCUUUCAAUACUUCCAUCUCUUUUGCCGGCAUACAGGCCACCGCCAGGGUUGGGCGCUAUGCAACGCUUCGAGACUUCGAUAUGGACAUGUGGAGACUCUUUGAGAAAGCGAGACGCUAUUUCCACGAUGGCUCGAUCGAAUAUGGCAAUGUCCUCAUCCUUCAACGGUUAUACAACGCUCUCACUGCUACCUAUCCGAUGGCACUUCCUGCAUCGGGAAUUCCAGCUCCUUCUCCCACCCUUUUCGCUUCUCUACCCGCUGGACCCGGUAAUGCUAGGUCAAUGCAUGAAACGGCCCAAGAUCUGAAAGCUGGUGCUGCUGAAGAUCAAGUCGGUUUCGGAAUAACUACUUUCAGAGUUGGGACCAAGGAUAGAAAAUUCACAGAUGAAGCGAGACACAAGGGAAUGUCGUUCAAAACGGAACUCAUCAUGCUACUGUCUGUUGGUAUUUCCGACCUGAACAAACGGUUCACACCGCCGACAAGAUGUUCUAUGAACGAGAGGUCUUCAAGACCGGUCACUUCUGUGACCACCCUGUGGAAGACAUACUGGAAAAGAUAUCUGUCCAAUUUUACGUCAAGUACAUACGUGGUAAACCUCGUCCUGGAGAGUAUUACCCAGGCUGGCCGAGCUAUGUCUGUCACUCCAGAUUUAAUGAUAGAGAACACCUCAUGGUUAGGAUCAAGAACUGGAACAGCUGCAUUCCUGAUAUCGCCUUUCUUACAAGGAGUGCAAGGGCCCGGCUUCUUCGGAGAGCCCAGGAAGGGCACCGCGGGCGAUGAAGACGAUGACGAUGAUGAUGAAAAGGAGAAGGAUAGGGAAAGAUCAAAAAGGAGAGAAAGAGCGAGGAGGGAAGUUCAACCUCCACCUGCUAUAGAUAUUCCUCCUGUUAGAAAAUCGCCUAUUCCUACUCCAAUUCCUGCUCCGAUACACAGCUCUGGUCCUUCAAGAUCGGCUAUGCCUUCAACGCCGACACCCCAGGGUCAAUCACAACCCGUCUAUCGGCCACCUGUACCUUCGUCGCAUCCUUCAGCCCCCGUGCCGUCAUACCUCUUCCCAAAUCGCACGAUUGUCGCAGCCAUGGGCGGUCAUCAAGCUCUGGAUCAAAGCGCUGUCAAAGAAGCACUUCCUUCUGACACUACUCGAUUAUUUGAACGAGAUGCGAGAGGUCACGUUCUUUGGUUCUCUGGUCCGCCUUUGGCACCUGGUACCAUACCUGUUCCACAACAGCAAGCUCAUUCGCUGGAGUAUCUCACAUACAUCAUCAAGAGAAAAAGAGGGGAGGAAGCGAUACCGCAGAAACGGAUAAGGCGAGAUGUGGAAGAAAGUCCUGAAAACGAUGCCGAUGGUCCCCUCUACGAUAAAGACCCGAACGACUUUUGGUGGGCAGAAGGACAAAGCCAGGAGCAGAUCGCUGAUUCGCUCAAAGCAAUGAUACAAUCUGCUUGA
Messenger RNA from Kwoniella shivajii, 2502 nucleotides. RefSeq lists its product as uncharacterized. Gene Ontology annotation, cellular component: RSC-type complex. NCBI's taxonomy places the organism in Eukaryota, Fungi, Basidiomycota, Tremellomycetes, Tremellales, Cryptococcaceae. Gene Ontology annotation, molecular function: protein binding; chromatin binding. Gene Ontology annotation, biological process: chromatin remodeling; transcription elongation by RNA polymerase II. The transcript is spliced from 12 exons. The record is from RefSeq and is a predicted model, not a curated record. The coding region runs from base 1 to 2502 and encodes 833 amino acids.